UCCCUGGAGUGCCAGAGUCACCGUGAUUUCUUCCGGGUUCCUGUCUCGGUUUGUUUUGUUUGGGUGUAUCGGCGGACAGCGCAACAUGACAGAAAGUCACUCUCGGCGACUGUGAUAACCGCUUUUUCUUCCACUUUUCCCACAAAAUAAGAUGUCUUCUGGAGUUUUACACGUCGCUGUAUUUCGGUAACCUCUGAUUAGUGACUUUAAGGUGAUUUCAUCCAGACCUGAGACACCUGUUGCGCCAGUUUCGACAGACAGGUGCCACUUUGUCCGUCUCCAACACCGGGAGAAGCUCCGGGUCGAGAGAUUACCGAAACUUGGAUUACUUCAUUAACUAUUUUAAAUUAAUUAUUAUUAUUUUUUCUGAACUUGUUGCUAUAAUGAAAGUUACGGUAACUUUCGGGGACACCUCUGUGGUGGUUCCCUGCAAAGCUGGGUGGACAGUCCGGGAUUUAAUCGAACAAGCUACGCGGAGGUACCGCAGGAUUUUGGAGCAGCGUGGAGAGACUGCCGUGCAGACCCACCACUUGGAGUAUAUGGAGGGAGGCAUCCUGGACAUGGAUGACCUGCUGAGCGAUCUAGUGGAAGACAGAGACAAGCUGGUGGCAGUGUUUAACAAACCCCAGCAUGUGAGGACGGAAAGCCCCAGAGAGAGCGUGUCUAACAGCUCGUCCAGUGCUGCCCCGAGUCCAGAGCCCUUCACCUACUACCCCCACCUGCAGUACCAGGAUGAAGACAGAGGAGAGAUCGAAGUGAACGAGGCCGUCCUCAAAGCCAAUACACCUCUAAUGGUGAGGAGCAGCAGCGACUCUGCGUUGGCCCCGCCCCUUGAGAUGACACCCACACCUCCACCUGAUAAGCAAAGCAACGGGUCUCUUAAACCGGAAACCAGCAAUGUACUGAAAGGAGCUCUGGACCGACUUGCAGAAGACCCCCCUGCCAAGAUGAGCAAGAUUAUCUUCAGUAGUCUGACGAGGACAGUCAAGUUCCCUGGUGACCGUGGGCCCCUGGGUAUACACGUGGUCCCGUACUGCUCCUCGCUCAAUGGACGACCCCUUGGCCUCCACAUUAAAGGCAUCGAGGAAAACAGUCGGUCCAAGAAGGAGAAUCUCUUCAAGGAGGACGAGUGCAUCGUCCAAAUCAAUGACACACCACUGCAGGACAAGACCUUUGCACAGUCCCAGGAAGUGUUCCGCCAAGCUAUGGGCUCGCCUUCAGUGCAUGUGGAGGUUCUACCUGUAGCCAACAAGUCACGCUAUGAGAAAAGCUUCAUAGGUCAGCUUUUCACCAGCGACAGCAAAGACUCGUCUACCAAAGGCAGUCCAGUGGUGACGCGCACUACAGCCGACCCCAAGCCAGAACUCAAACCGGAACCCAAACCGGAACUCAAACCGGAACCCAAACCGGAACCUAAAAUGAACACCAGGACAGAUAUGAGGCGACCAAACGCAGACACGAAGACCCCAGAGCCAACUCUGGUAAACUCACUACCAGUGGAGUCUGUUCAGUCUGUGCACGGCUCUUUAGAGAGAGCAUCUCCCACUUCCACAGCAAGGGCUGCGAGCUCGUCUCCGACAACUUGGCCCCGCAGUGAGAGCCCGCUGGCCAGUAGGAGUCCUGCUGCGGCCAACAUGUCCAACCUCACAGGAAGGAAGGGUGGCAAGAAGAUGAAAAUUGACUUGAAGAAAGGCUCUGAGGGUCUGGGUUUCACCGUGGUAACAAGGGAUUCGUCCGUCCAAGGGCCGGGGCCCAUCUUGGUGAAGAGCAUUUUGUCGCGGGGUGCAGCAGUGAAGGAUGGACGCCUACAGCCAGGAGACCGCAUCCUGGAGGUAAACGGAGUAGACAUGACAGGCCGUAGCCAGGAGGAGCUGGUGGCCAUGCUGCGCAGCACCAAGCAGGGAGAGAGCGUGUCUCUGGUGGUGGCUCGGCAGGAGGACAUGUUCCUGCCUAGGGAACUGAAAGGGGAGGACUUGAGCGGUCGGGUGAUGGAGGAUGGGAGGGAGCAGCUGAUGUACGAGAUCCCGCUCAAUGAAACGGGCUCGGCCGGCCUGGGGGUCAGCCUUAAGGGGAACAAGUCCAGGGAGACCGGAGAGGACCUGGGAAUCUUCAUCAAGUCAAUCAUUCAUGGAGGGGCUGCUUAUAAGGUUUGCAAAGUUGCAUGUGAGGAAACCACAAGACUCAAAGUACUGAUGGAAAAGAGGAGGCAGAGAGGAUCGACUGCUAAUUGGAAGGAUGGCCGUUUGUGUAUAAACGAUCAGAUGAUAGCGGUGAACGGCGAAUCGCUGCUCGGGCGCUCCAACAACGCCGCCAUGGAGGCCCUGAGGCGGUCCAUGUCGUCGGAAGGAAACACCAGAGGCACCAUCCAGGUGGUUGUUCUGCGAACGCCCAAGCAGAUGGGGAAUGCCAACUCCACUUCAAAUAUCUCCACCAACCAUCAACCCAACAUUCAAGCCAGCUCCAGCAAUCAGGAUGUUCGAAGCCACGAUUCAUACCAGAGACCUUCAGGACCCACCAGAGCGCCGAACACAGAGUCCACCAUGAAUGGUGCGAGUCACACUCCAGCUACGCCGAACAACUACACACACAGCAAAUCUGGAAGUGCUCCAUCUCCUGCUGCGAUCGCCAAUGACAGCUAUGGUCACUACGGCAACAACGACGAGCAGCAAGACUUCCCCCCGCCGCCCUCCCUGGCACCGUGGAGGAAAUGAACAGAGAGUUUCUGCUAAACCCAUCAUCCAACAGUGAGAUUCAGAAGGUGUCUCGCGCCGCUCAAGCUUUCUACGCAGAAAACGCUAAGGACAACGUACCUCGCAACAGAGCGUCCAAGAGCAUGGACAUGGG
Oreochromis niloticus (Nile tilapia) is the source of this 2844-nucleotide messenger RNA. It is a transcript of the gene pard3ba, whose product is annotated as par-3 family cell polarity regulator beta a. Gene Ontology annotation, cellular component: apical junction complex; adherens junction; cell cortex. The record is from RefSeq and is a predicted model, not a curated record. Gene Ontology annotation, molecular function: phosphatidylinositol binding; protein binding. Gene Ontology annotation, biological process: cell adhesion; establishment of centrosome localization; establishment or maintenance of epithelial cell apical/basal polarity. Bases 384 to 2711 code for a protein of 775 amino acids. The transcript is spliced from 17 exons. NCBI's taxonomy places the organism in Eukaryota, Metazoa, Chordata, Actinopteri, Cichliformes, Cichlidae.